AUGAUUCCGAACGGGAGCAACACGAUCACCCACCACCCUUCAGUCUAUCACCUGCAGCAUCUGUCUUCCAGUCGCAGCAGCUCUAGGUCGCCUGCUGUCCGUCAUGCUUCUAGUACCGCAGUAGAGACUGAGCCGCCGACUGGCGGUGAUGAUGCUGUCGAGCGCCAUCCCUCUCAUGCCACCGAUGUCGAGAGCCAGGUUACUGUUGGCCGAACAUCACGAUUUCCUCGCGUUGCUGCCGAGAGCGAUCCUUUCGGCCUCUCCUCUUCCUACAAGACGGAUUCGGACCUGGAGCAAAUCAAGGCCAACUCAUCACGCAAGAGAGAUGGUGGCAAGCUCAACCCGGCCCCGAAACUCGAUGCUCGCAAAGUCCGCGGUUUCUACCAGAACCAAAAUGCUGCUAUUGAGCGCAUGCUCAAGUCCGUCGAGGAGCAUGUCGCGGAAGCGCGCCAGGAGCAAGGCGACGACCAACUCAAGUUCAGAAUUGCCAUCUGGGGCUCAUUUGCCGCCAACAUCAUACUCGCUAUUCUGCAGCUCUAUGCUGCCAUCUCCUCGGGCUCCCUGUCGCUGAUCACCAGCAUGGCUGAUGCUGUAUUCGACCCCUUGAGCAACCUAACUCUGAUCCUGUCCAAUCGCGCCAUCAAGAGAGUCGACCCCAGGAGGUUCCCUGCCGGCAAGGCUCGGCUCGAAACUGUCGGAAACAUUCUCUUCUGCAUGCUCAUGACUUCCGUUUCGUUCAUUAUCAUUGCCUUCGCUGUCCAGCAGCUGAUCACCAAGGACGAGGAAAAAGAGUUCCACAUCCCUUCUGUCAUCUCCGUCUGCGUUGCCUUUGCUACAAAGUUCUCCCUCUUUCUCUACUGCUGGGGCCUCAAAGACAAGUAUAGUCAGGUCAAUAUUCUCUGGCAAGAUCAUCGCAAUGAUUUGGCUGUCAACGCCGUUGCCAUCCUGACUAGUGUCGGUGGCUCGAAAAUUGUCUGGUGGCUGGAUCCUUUUGGUGCCAUUCUGCUGUCCCUGCUCAUCUCGUUUGUGUGGAUGCGCACUGCCUUUGGCGAAUUUUUGCUCUUGGUUGGCGUGUCAGCUUCAGUUGAGAUUCAGCAGCUCAUCACCUAUGUUUGCUUGACGCACUCGGACGCUAUCGAAGGAAUUGAUACCGUUCGCGUGUACCACUCGGGACCGCGUCUGAUCGCCGAAGUCGAUAUUGUCAUGAAUCCUGAUUGCUCACUGAGAGAGUCACACGAUAUUGCGGAAGAGCUCCAGAUAAAAUUAGAGAGCUUGCCCGACAUUGAGCGGUCGUAUGUCCACAUUGACUAUGAAACUACACACAAGCCUGAGCAUUUUUACAAAAAGGAUCUUUGA
Molecule: messenger RNA, 1356 nt
Organism: Akanthomyces muscarius
Lineage: Eukaryota; Fungi; Ascomycota; Sordariomycetes; Hypocreales; Cordycipitaceae
Exons: 1
Coding region: 1-1356 (451 amino acids)
Biological process (GO): transmembrane transport; monoatomic cation transport
Cellular component (GO): membrane
Molecular function (GO): monoatomic cation transmembrane transporter activity
Source: RefSeq, a predicted model, not a curated record